AUGAUUAGAACGCACCAAGGCAAAUACCUGGUUAUGCUCAAUGGGUUCACAUACUGCAAACACUACAUGCUGAAGUACGGUGCGAGGCGAUGGCAGUGUUCUAUGCAUGCUUCUAAGAAUUGCUACGCUCAUGUUGUCCUGAGCAUUCUUUUGGUCAAAGGGCGCAAUGGGAAAGACUUACUGAUGUUAAACGGCUACACGUACUACCAACACAAGAUCCUUAGGGAUGGCUUCCGAUGGAGCUGCACCCAGAUGGGCUCCAGGUCCUGCCGAGGCUUUCUUCACGUCACUAAAGAGAAAUUGGUGGUUCGGGCUCACACGGAACAUACACAUCCGCCGUCCACUUACUUCUUUCAUCACGUGAAAAGGCAAUUAAGAGAAACAAGGAGGUCCGGUGAAGCUAAAGACAAUAAAGAAGCCCUGAAUCCAUUUUCCUUAAAAAUAUCCAGUAUCCACAGUCGUGUCGGAUUCUAACCGGCCUUAAAUGGCUUAUUAUAUUCUGUAUGCCUUAUAUUUUAUUAUAAAAUGACCAACUCAGCUAGAAUAUCGCAUUUAUGAUAUAAAAAAAGACAGCACAUUUGUUUAAUCUGAAUGUAGGUAGUUAACU
This is a messenger RNA of Diatraea saccharalis (sugarcane borer), 607 nucleotides long. The record is from the annotation of a GenBank genome assembly. NCBI's taxonomy places the organism in Eukaryota, Metazoa, Arthropoda, Insecta, Lepidoptera, Crambidae.